AGAUAGGCAACACCGGGGAUGAGAGUGUGCAGACAGGCAUGAGAGGCAGAAAGCAGUGGAGACAGAGCACAGGCAGUACCAGUAGAUCUAUAUUUAUUUAUAUAUACAGAUGGAGAGAAGGGAAACUUUACAAAGAGGCCAGUGAGAGCGUGGACUCAAGGUGACUUUAGGGAAGCUGAUUCACUGCAGGCAGCAGCUCUCACAACUUUUACAAGGCAAAUUUAGCAAGCGUGCGGGGAAAAGAAGAACAAAGAGAUAAGAGGAGGAGAAAAACGAGCAGGAGGAAUAAAGUUAAAAAGGACACCGGCAUUGCCCACAAAGACGGGACCCAGGAAAUAGCUGCACUUGAAGAAAAAAGGGAAAGUCUUUUCAAAUAAUACUCUGUGCUUCGCGAUGGGAGACCGGGCGCAUCUUCUAGCAUUUGCACGGACCUUGCUCCCCGUGGUCCUUGGCAUUUUGACCCUUCUGCCCCAGAGCCUUCUGGGUACACCGGCAGAGGAGGAGCACGCGGGGAGCUCAGCUCUGCUGCAGCGGGUGAAGCGAAGCUGGGUAUGGAAUCAGUUCUUUGUCCUGGAGGAGUACACUGGACUGGAACCACUUUAUAUUGGAAAGCUCCAUUCAGACAUGGACAAAGGUGACGGCUCCAUUAAGUACAUCCUGACGGGUGAGGGGGCAGGCACCACCUUUACCAUUGAUGACAGCACAGGGGAUAUCCACGCAAUCCAGAGGCUGGACCGAGAGGUGAAGGCCCAGUACGUUCUCCGUGCACAGGCCCGCAACCGCCUGACGGACAGGCCCCUGGAGCCUGAGUCCGAGUUCAUUGUCAAGAUCCAGGACAUCAACGACAAUGAGCCAAAGUUUCCAGAUGGCCCCUACCAGGCAUCUGUUCCCGAGAUGUCCAAAAUAGGAACAUCUGUGAUACAGCUGACCGCUACAGAUGCUGAUGACCCCACAUAUGGCAACAGCGCUCGUGUGGUCUACAGCAUCCUGGAGGGCCAGCCUUACUUCUCUGUAGACGCCAAGACUGGUGUGGUCCGUGUGUCCCUGGCAGACAUGGACCGCGAGACCAGAGAAAACUACACUGUGGUCAUCCAGGCCAAGGACAUGGGCGGGCAGCUGGGGGGACUCGCCGGCACCACCACCGUCAACAUCACUCUCAGCGACGUCAACGACAACCCGCCCAUGUUUGACCAAAGGCUGUACCAGAUGAGCAUCCCUGAGUCGGCUCCUGCGGGUUCAGUGGUGGGACGCAUCUGGGCGAAGGACAGGGAUAUAGGGGUCAACGCUGAGAUGAAGUACAGCAUCAUAGAUGGAGAUGGAAGGGACACUUUUGACAUCAGCACCGACCCUACAAACCUCUUUGGCAUCAUCACGGUGAAAAAGCCUUUGAACUUCGAGAACAAGCCCAGCUACACCCUGAAGGUGGAGGGAGCCAACACCCACCUGGACCCUGUCUUUCGCCACCGUGGGCCCUUCAAGGACGUCACCAUCGUACACGUGAGCGUGGAGGAUGUGGACGAGCCCCCGCUGUUCGACUCGCUGGCGUACUAUGUCGAGCUGUCAGAGGAGGCUGAGAUUGGGACCGUGGUGAGGACGGUGUCGGCGAGGGAUCCUGAUGCUGCCAACAACACCGUGAGGUACUCCAUUGAGAGGUCCAGCGACCCUGACAAGUACUUCUACAUCGAGAUCACCUCCGGGUCACUGAUGACCGUGCGCUCGCUGGACCGAGAAGAGAUCGGCUGGCACAACAUCACCGUCCUCGCCAUGGAGAUGAAUAACCCCACACAGAUCUCGAGCGUGUCGGUGGCUGUGAGGGUCCUGGAUGUGAACGAUAACCCUCCAUCACUCAUGCACUACCUGGAGGCGUACGUGUGUGAAAAUGCCAAAGCGGGGCAGCUGAUCCAGACUGUGACAGCGGUAGAUCCAGAUGAGCCGCUUGGUGGACAGCAUUUCUACUACAGCUUGGCUCCAGAGGCUGUCAACAACCCCAACUUCACCCUGAGAGAUAACCAAGACAACACAGCGUGGGUCCUGACUCGACGUGGUGGCUGGUCACAGCAGGACCAGACUGUCUUCUACUUGCCCAUUUUCAUCUCGGACGGUGAGCAGCCAGUUCAGACCAGCACCAGCACGUUGACCAUCCGCGUGUGCAGCUGCGACCAGGAAGGCAACGUCAUGUCGUGCAACGCUGAGGCCUACAGCCUGCCCGCCAGCCUCAGCAGGGGCGCCCUCAUUGCCAUUCUGGCCUGCAUCUUUGUCUUGCUUGUGAUGAUCCUGCUCAUGCUUUCCCUGCGGACCCAUCGUAAGAAGCCGUACUUGUGCGAUGAGGAGGAGAACGUGCACGAGAACAUUGUGCGUUACGACGAUGAAGGCGGCGGCGAGGAAGACACCGAGGCCUUUGACAUUGCUGCCAUGUGGAACCCUCGUGAGGCGCACCACCACCUUGGGAAGAUGAGACAGGACAUGCUGCCAGAGAUUGAGAGCCUAUCCCGUUAUGUCCCUCAGGCGUGCAUCAUGGGCGGCGGCAGCGGGGACAGCAACGUUCACGGAUAUGUGCUGGCGAAGCUCCUGGAAGCCGACAUGGACCCGUGUGCCCCACCUUACGACUCCCUGCAGACAUACGCUUAUGAAGGGGAAGGCUCCAUCGCGGAAUCACUCAGCUCUCUGCAAUCUGGAACCUCGAACACCGAUCACGAGUACGACUACCUGAACGACUGGGGGCCCCGCUUUAAAAAACUCGCUGAGAUGUACGGCGUGCUUGAGACAAACAGUCCUCCGCUGUGGUAGGACGACGGGACCUUUUGCCUUUGCAAACAGACGUAUAAAAAGAGUAAAAACAGAGACAGAAAACAACCAAGAAGUGACACAACAAAGCUGAAAUGUACUCGUGCUCACAUCCAUGACUGUUAAAAAUCGAAUUCCUGCUGAAGCAUCUGUUCUCCACAGCCUUGAAGGCCUGCGGCAGGUUUUAAAUCUCCCCCAGAGAUGGGCGUCAGAGGCAGGCUGCAUUUGGCAGCCUUUUGGGGGCCACGCUGAGGAACGGCUUCAAAGCACAUGUCAACUUUCCUGCCUGACCCAGCUGAAGCAGAGCCCCUUUGAUUCAAGGCGCCAGGCAAUUUAUGCCAGAGACGAAAACAAGAGUGCGGGACUACCUUACUCACUCCGAAAAAGCUGUUUUUGUUUCAUCCGUGGCAGGUCUUAAUUUAUUUCUUUGUUCCACUUGCUGUAUUUAUAUGUUCUGCUAAGUUAUUUGGGUCCUUCAAGCCGACACUGUACUUAAAACCGCCGCCAUGCGAGGAAAUCUUCUAAAGAUCACGCACACGUUGUAACAUACAUGAUGUAACCGCCUUUGUUUUCAAUCCUUGUGAGAAGCUGCAUCUCUAAAUGUCACAUGACGUGCACCGGAGAUGGCGAUGUCGUAGUCCCAUGUGGGUUUUCAGAGUUGAUAUGUUUACUGUAUUAUUGUUUUUGUACCAUUUUUAAGCUCUUUGUGUCGUAACUCCAAAACAUAAAGCAGGUAUCCAUUCACGAGGAUGAGAGGGAAGCCAUUUAAAAAAAACAAAGGAAACUUUGGAUUUGUAUCAGCGGAUGGUCGAAUCUCACCCGAGACCUGCAGCACAGCGGAGAGGACCACAUGUGGACGAGCCCCCUACCGAGUCGCCUUUAAUUUUGAUCCCGCCGCCGUGCCAGCCGGAGUCUGGCGGCGACGAGGCUUGAUCUGUCCUGUUAGAGAUACUGUGUUGCUUUUCUGUCACCACACAAAUGUGGCUUAAUCCUCCAAUCCUGUGGACUACAGAGACACUGAGAACCUGCAUCAAGUGCCAACUGUAAAAAGGACAAAUGAAAGACAUCUUAAAAGAAGGGAGAGAAAAAAAGAAGCAAAUUACACACAAACACCAAAAGGAUUUUCCAAACUCGGAGAGAUGUGGAAGUAGAUUUUGAUAAUUCAAUUGGGGGGAGUUUACUUGAAAUCUAUGUUGUCAGUCAUGCUACAGUAAGUGGUAUGUGAAUGUAGAUAUUUUUUGUAUUCUUGGUAAU
This is a messenger RNA of Archocentrus centrarchus (flier cichlid), 4038 nucleotides long. RefSeq names its product cadherin-20-like. Gene Ontology annotation, biological process: multicellular organism development; homophilic cell-cell adhesion; cell-cell adhesion mediated by cadherin. Gene Ontology annotation, cellular component: plasma membrane; catenin complex; adherens junction. The transcript is spliced from 12 exons. Lineage: Eukaryota; Metazoa; Chordata; Actinopteri; Cichliformes; Cichlidae. Bases 394 to 2787 code for a protein of 797 amino acids. Gene Ontology annotation, molecular function: calcium ion binding; beta-catenin binding; cadherin binding. The record is from RefSeq and is a predicted model, not a curated record.